AUGGGUAGGCGUAAGAGGCUAUGCAUCACCUCAACUGAUAUCCCUAUUGACAGUGAGAUACAUGAUCAAAGUUCUGAGUUUUCUGCAACCGAUAUCCCACUGAAAGAGAUCAAUCAGGUCAUCCACAAACUAUUGAAGGAUGCUAUUCCACUACUAAAGAACACAACUCUACUAAAGAAGGUAAAUCAGGUAAGGGGUUAUACUGAAAAGACCGAGACAUGGAACAUGAGUAGCUCCCAAAAAAUAGUAGUGACAUUUAAUAGGUUCGGAAAACCGGUAGGAGAUGAAGGAAAUGAAAUCGUACAAUACCUUGGGACCCUUGUGAGGAUGGCUAAUCAUGUCGGAAUAGAUUAUGAUGAUUGGAGGAAGAUCCCAAUACAUAAGAAAGUAGAUAUGUAUUCUAUGGUUAAGGCCAAGUUUGUUACUCAUCUGGCUGAAACAAGUGAAAUCAAAGAAAUGGAUCCUUUUUAG
This is a messenger RNA of Lactuca saligna, 471 nucleotides long. The record is from the annotation of a GenBank genome assembly. NCBI's taxonomy places the organism in Eukaryota, Viridiplantae, Streptophyta, Magnoliopsida, Asterales, Asteraceae.